Cydia pomonella (codling moth) is the source of this 1911-nucleotide messenger RNA. RefSeq names its product galactose mutarotase. Gene Ontology annotation, molecular function: carbohydrate binding; aldose 1-epimerase activity. Gene Ontology annotation, biological process: glucose metabolic process; beta-D-galactose catabolic process via UDP-galactose, Leloir pathway. The coding region runs from base 331 to 1413 and encodes 360 amino acids. The transcript is spliced from 6 exons. The record is from RefSeq and is a predicted model, not a curated record. NCBI's taxonomy places the organism in Eukaryota, Metazoa, Arthropoda, Insecta, Lepidoptera, Tortricidae.
UGAGAGAGAUUAUACGUACGUAUACGUAUAGACAGUAACAAUCUUAACGAAGCAUUUAUGGAAUGAACCUAAUCAACCUAACGUGUUCACAAUACAGCUUCGGAAUUGUCAGUUAACAAAGUGGUCGACGGUAGAGCUACCUAUGUUAUCAUUGUUAUCAACUGCGGCCAACUUCACAGUUUAUAAAACGCCGGCGGCUUCUGUCAUCACACAGUUGUCGUGUCACAUAUGGCCGGUAAGUGGUUAAUUAUUUAUUUAUUUUCGUAAUAUAUUGUACCGUAUAACCACCCACACGCUAUAUAGUUCACAAAGACACAAGACAAACUCACCAUGGUACGACUAGUGGAAGAGCAGUCAACCCCCUUCAAGAAGGAGACGGUUCGGCGGUUCACGUGGCAUUCUGCGUCGGGCGUCUCUGUCACUGUCAUCUCGUAUGGAGCUAUCAUACAAUCCGUCAAAGUACCCGACAAGAACGGCGAGAUCGCCGAUAUCGCCCUCGGUUUCGACGAUGUGGACAGCUACGUCCAACGCAACGUUCCGUACUUCGGAGCCACGGUGGGGCGCUGCGCUAACCGCAUAGCGCGCGCCCAGUUCGAGAUAGACGGCGUGGAGUACAAGCUAGCGAAGAAUAUAGGGGAGAACCACUUGCAUGGCGGGAUCGUGGGAUUUGAUAAGGCAAACUGGCACACAACUGUCGACGGCAACAAAGUGAUCUUCAGCUACCUCUCCGCCGACGGCGAGGAGGGCUACCCUGGUGACCUGGUAACCAGCGUCACCUACGAGCUGACAGACGACGAUCGCUUCCACGUGGACUUCCAGUCCAUGGCUACGAAGAAAACGGUCGUGAAUCUGACUAAUCACUCGUACUUCAACUUGGCCGGUCAUGAUGGGGGGGCUCAGGAGUUGAUGAACCAUGUGGUCGCUUUAUUUGCUGAUAAAAUCACUGAAACCGAUGAAAAUUCCAUCCCGACUGGUCGCCUGACCAAAGUGGGCGGCACGCCGUUCGACCUGCGUACGCCGAAGCGACUCGGCGACAUCAUAUCUAAAAACCCGAAACUAUUUGACGACAACUUCUGCAUUACUACGUUUGGAAAGGAGGAUCUCCACUACAUCUCCCGCGUUGUCCAACCGCCCUCCGGCCGCUACCUGGAAGUCUACAGCGACCAGCCCGGCGUCCAGCUUUACACCAGCUACUUCCUCCCAGCUCCCACCGACGCCGCCCUCAUCGGCAAAGGCGGCGUCGGCUAUAGACGGCACGGAGCCUUCUGUUUGGAAACUAAGAAGUACCCAGAUGCAGUGCAUCAUGAGAAGUUCUCUAGCCCGAUCUUGAAGCCUGGAGAUGUUUAUCGCCAUAGAGUGGUUUAUGAGUUUGGAUCGGAGAGCGCUUCUGAGCCUACGGUGGUGUCUACUUAAGUACAUCGUUUCAUGGAUAGGUUUUUAUUAAGAUUACUUUGAAUAAAUGUAUAUUUUAAACAAAUAUUGUUUAAACAAAAUGUCGUCUUUACAUACCACCUCGUCGGCAAAGGCGGCAUCGGCUAUAGGCGACAUGGAGCUCUCUGUUUGGAAACUCAGAAGUACCCAGAUGCAGUGCUUUACGAGAAGUUCUUCAGACCGAUCUUGAAACCUGGAGAUGUUUAUCGCCAAAGAGUGGUUUUUGAUUUGGGUCGAAAUACAGUUCUGAGCUUAAAUUAUUCAUGACCACGAUUUGUAUUAAAACAAUUGUACCAGAUAUAAGUUACUUACUUACGUACUUAAACGACGACCCAACCUUUACUUUGGUCUCUCAGAAAAAAUCCAGAAGCGUCAGUUUAUAGCAAAACGUCAGUUAUGUAGGUAAUGCCCAUAUCGAACUAAGAAGCAUCGGGUUUAUGAUUUUGACGAAUGCAAUUGUAAUAAAGACGAUUAUUAGUG